GGUAUAUGUAGGGGAUAUACGUAUCUGCUAUGGUGCACGGUACAUUGGCCGUCGUCCAGUGUUGCUGUGGAUGCUGCCAAGGAGCCGGCCGAGCGUUGAGCGCUAGCUAGUACUAGCUGCUGACACUGUUCAACAGGCAAAAGAGAGUCCAGGGGGUGCAUAUGCAGCCAGCGCGGGCACGAUGGCGACCCGACAGAUCACCACGUUUCUCAUCGAUGUCGGCCCGUCGAUGCGCGAGCAGAUCACUGUCCCCGACGAGCGAUCCCUCGAUGGUCAACAUGCUCCCCCCCGCAGCAGCAGCGACGGCGACGGCAGCAGCGGCGGCAAACGCACCUCGAAACUGCAGUGGUGCAUCGAGUUUGUCGUGCGCAAGCUACAGCAAAGCAUCCUGUCUGGGAAAAAGACAAACAAGGUCUGCAUCCUACUCUUCCACUCCCGCAACAGCAACAACAAGCUGGUCGACGACAACGUCGCCGGCAACUAUGCAGGCAUCAACGAACUGUGGAUCCCUGCGCCGGCGACGGCGCAGCUGAUCGACACGAUGCUCGCGCUCAGGGCGACCAAGCCGCACAGAGCGCUCGACGGCACCGGCGAUGCGCUAGACGCACUCGUUGUCGCCAUCACCAGCAUCCUCGACAAGCAGCAUUCAGGCAUCGGCUCCGAGCAGCGCACCACCUGGAGCAGGCUCAUCUACCUCAUCACCGACGGCAGGUCCCACCUACAUCUCCAGGACGUCGAUCAGAUUAGGGACAAGCUCCGCCAGGAGGCCAUUGCUGUGCGCGUCAUGGGCGUCGACUUUGACACGCCAGACGAAAAGGUCGCUGGUAAGCCCGAAAUAGUGGUGCGCAACGAGGCCUUCUGGCACAGCUUCCUCGCCGACGUGCCCGGCAGCGCCGUGACGAGUGCACGUGAUGCGCUCCUCUCGGCGCGCUCGCCCGCCAUCCACCCGGUCCAGCCCGUCGGCGCGGCCGUGACGCUCUCCGUCGGCCCGCCGCAGCUUGCGACGCUUGCGCGCCCUGCGCAGGACCUCCUCUGGCUCGCGUGCCGCGUGUACAAGUACACUGCCCUUGCGCGGCCCAUGGCCCGCAAGGAGCUCGCGCGCCUCGUCAAGCCCCCGGCCACUGCCAUCCCCACAAGCGCAAGCACGAGCACGAGCAAGAGCCUGCAGCCCGACAGCUCCGCCGUGCGUGUCUCCGUCAUGUACGAUUUCCGCGACGCCGUCGAGGUCAGCUUGGACAAAGUCGAAGGCCAGCUGGACCCGCUGCCGGAGAGCGUGACUAAAUUCAGGGGCUACAAGCUCGGCAGCUCCAUUGUCCCGCUGCCCGCAGACCAGAUGCCUCUCGCGCGGACGAACCCCGGGCUGGAGAUCAUCUGCUUUUUGCAUCAGAAAGACUUCGAGCGCCAGUACGCCGUCGGCGAGGUCUCGUUCGUCUUUGCGGACCAAAAGGCGGGGCCCAAGCCGCAACUGCAGCUGUCCGCGCUCGUCAAGGGCCUCUACGAGCGCGACCAAUACGCGCUCGCGCGCUAUGUCGCUCGCAAGGAUCUGGCGCCACGCCUUGUCUUCCUGUGGCCCGAGUGCACGCCCGAGUGGGAAUGCCUCCUGAUGGUCAAUGCGGCGACUCGGCGGUCCGUCGACGCCGCUGACGACCGCUCGCGUGGGGUGCUCCGACAGGCGUGCUUCAAUGACGACGUUCGCAGGUACACCUUCCCGCCGCUCGAUCGCGCUAAGACGGAGGACGGGGAGUGGGUGCACGAUCACCCGAGCAUCCCGAACGCAGAACAGCUCCAUCUCUUCGAUCGAUUCACCGACGCCACCGAUCUGAUGCAGGAAGAUGAGGAUGGCGAGCCGAUUGCAUGGUACGAUCCGUACGAUAGCUUCAGCUUCAACGUCCAGCGCGUCAACGAGGUCCUCGCGCACAAGGCCACCUUCCCGGAUCGGCCUGCCCCGCCGCCGCACCCUGCGUUGACACGCUACAUGCAUCCGCCAGACUUUGUCCGCGAGCGAUGCGACGCGCUCCUUGACGACUUGAAGGGCGCAUUCGACGUCCGGCCAGCGUGGCACCAAAAGGCGUCGAGGACGCGCGAGAACGAUGACCCAGGGGCGCAGGCAGCAGCGGCGAAGCGGGCAAGAGAAGCAACGCCGUCGGACCUCGAGGAGGACGCGGUGAAACCCCUCCCGACCCUCGAAGAGCACGGCCCGUUUCAUCUUGCCGACCCCGUUGCGGACUUCCAAAACAAGCUGGCAGCCGAGCCGGUGUGCGACGUUGGCCUCCUCCUCCUGCGCAUGCAGCACACCAUCACGCACCUGCUGCGUCAGCCGCUCGCCAGCCGUGAGUACGCAAAAGUGGCGCAGUGCAUCGAGGCCGCGCGCCGCGAGUCCAUCGAGCAGGGCGAGAGCGUGCGGUGGAACCUCUUCAUCCGCGCGCUCAAGCACGAGCUGCGCACCGGGCACGACGGCGCGCCACCGCAGAAAGAGUUCUGGAAUGAGCACAUCGCCGGCCAGCUCCGGCUGGGCCUCGUCACUACGGAGGAGGACAUUAACCAGGAGGUGGCCGAUGUAGGUCCCAAGCAGGCGGACGAAUUCGUCGCGCAGCUCACUUGAAGCAUCAUCCCGCGUACUUCAUCAAUAUGUAGCGUACAUUCCACGUCUCUAACUUCUAGCAGCGGU
Tilletiaria anomala UBC 951 is the source of this 2668-nucleotide messenger RNA. Its product is annotated as SPOC domain-like protein. The record is from RefSeq and is a predicted model, not a curated record. The transcript has 11 exons. Lineage: Eukaryota; Fungi; Basidiomycota; Exobasidiomycetes; Georgefischeriales; Tilletiariaceae. Bases 182 to 2602 code for a protein of 806 amino acids. Gene Ontology annotation, molecular function: telomeric repeat DNA binding; double-stranded DNA binding. Gene Ontology annotation, biological process: cellular response to X-ray; telomere maintenance; cellular response to gamma radiation. Gene Ontology annotation, cellular component: Ku70:Ku80 complex.